AUGCGCCCGGCGCUUCUGCGACUGUUGAAGAGGCCGUCCGCCGUCUCGAUUCUUGACACCCUCACAGCUACACCGAUCGGAAUAGAGCAAUUGGACUCGAAGUAUAGGUGUCUACGGUGCAAUUCGCAAACCUCGAAGCGGGAAGCACCGAGUGAACCUACGAAUCGCCCUGCUUCAAGCACACUAGAAGAUCCAUGCCGAGGGAAACGGCCGUUCAGCUUUCCCAUAUACGAAAUCGAUCAACCCAGCGAACAGCCACUUAAUGAACACACCAACGUCGCGGACGGCUUUCAACAUCAGGGCAGCCCGCAUUGUCCAACCAAAGAGCUGGCGCUUCGACCGGACAAGCUUGAAUUCGAAUCGGAUGUAGGACACCUCAACAACAUCGGAACGCGGCUAGUGGAUGGAGUGGAUCAUCGGUUCAAUUUGGACUUAUGGGAAGAACUUCUUCGAUACCGGCAACGGCAUUAUGGGGACACUGGCACAAUUGAUAUAUGGGAGGGACUGACCGUCCGCGUGGAUGGAGUCAGGCUUCCAGUCGCGGGGAAACAAGCGGAGUUUUUCUGGCGCAGCUUUGUGGACUUGGGGCUGAGGCGUGAGGUAUUCCUUACGGAUGUUCUUCAGUAUGCUAUCAAACUCGCGGAAGACCACGAUAGUCGUUGGCCGGAGCUCUACUACCGCAUUGUGGGUGGACUUCUAGAACAAGGCAUGCCAAACCGGGCAGUCGAAUGGCACAAGCGACUACAGAGUGCCCGACUUGCCACUCCCAGUGAUACAUUGCAAAUCUUGCCAUUGGCACUUUCUCUAUCAUCUCUUCCGGCUGGCACGGAAUGGCCGAUCGCGAACGAACUUGAAACGCCACCUUUGUCACCCGGGCUGAAGGCUUUCCAGGCCAUGUGUUCCACAUUUCCUGAUCACCAAUUCUACGGGCCAGUCAUUGCCACCCUCAUGCGGCAUGGCCAUGGAGAAUCGGCGAUCUCAAUGCAUUUUUACCUUGCACAACGAGAGGAUCAUCCACAAAGCCCCGCUGAAAUCCAACCGCUGUUGGAAUAUGUCGAGAAAUUUGGGUAUCGGAAAGAAUUCCACAAGCUCCGCAGAUAUGUCAAAAAGCGGUUUGACCCUGAAGCCUCUGUUGAUCAACCCGGUCCCAUCCACUUAUCUCAGCACGCCCAAAAAAGCUCGCAAGACGAAAAGCCAUUCAAGGACGAUAUUGGUGCCAAGCUUUUUGCUACUCGAGCUCUCAAUUUUGACAUGAUAGUUGGUGGGUUGAAGAUGCUCGGGGUAACUGAAAUUGGUCCCCGGACUCUGCGCGAGAUGGCGACCAGAGCUCACGGUAACCACGAUCUACUGGAAAAGCUCAAAAUCCUGAAGCAAUCAGGAAUAUCUGCAGGAAACACCGUAUUUUCGCGCUUGGUCCAGAAACUUGCAGCUCAAAAUCGCGACAUACUCCUCUCAGACAUCUUGCGCAGCGAUCAACACCCCGAUGUGUUCGAAGACAAGCGUACCCAGGAGUCGAUGUUAGUUUCGUACUACAUGGCUCGGGAUUGGCGACUAUACAAUAUGACUCUUGCAGCCCUGACAGAACUAUACCCAACUGCCCCCAAUCUCUCCGAUAUCCACUUCAGGAAGCAUCUCGCGGCCUGGGAAUUGGCUGCUGCCUGCAAGGUUGCCGACGAGCUUGCCCUACAAAAUGAGACCUUGAGCGAGGAUAGUGUGGAUUAUAUGGCUGAGCAGGUUCUCACCCCUCGCCGGAUGAACCAUCGCCCACCACCUGGCCAACGCCUCUCCACUGCCCAAGAAGUGGGUUUUAUCUUCAAGAUUCUUAAACGUGUCGUUCCCGCUGGGGGAUAUGUCAGUGCCGCAUUUUGGGUUGAGAUUCUAAAACGUCUCGGAAUGGCCACCGAUGCUUGGAAAGAUUGGGAUGCACUCCGACAACUCUGCCACUGGCUUGUUUGCCAAUACACUGGCAGCAAUGGGGAUAUCCCCAGGACAGACACCCAGCCGCAACCCAGUCUUGAAAGUCCCGUGCAGACCAGGAGUCGGGAUCGACGAAUGCUUGACUUGGUCUUCACUCCACAGAUGCAAGCCGCCAUCGUCUCUUGGGGCUUCAUGUUCCGCGUACUCGACACAACCGCCUCCAGAUUUACCAUUCCCAACCCUUCCAGGCCAGGCGAAACACUCAUUCCCUGGGUCCGAGGUUUGAUCCUACUACGAGAGCUUGAAAAAUCGGGCCUUCGCCUCGACAAGAGACUUAUCUCACAGGCCGUUCGACACCGGCUUGCCAUGCUUUAUAGCGAGCAUGUUCUUUCUGCUCGACGUCUGAACCGUAUGCUGCGACGUCGAAAUCCAUAUACUGCGCAGCAAGUGGUCCACGAUGUGUUCCAGGCCUGGGGCGACCCAUCUCUUUUUGAUGGAUUGGAGAGGAAUCUAGAACAUUUGGUCAAUCCGCCACGUUCUGCCAGGUCGAAGCGACGUGCUCCCGGUAUACGACUCUCGCGAAAAGGGUUAUGA
Molecule: messenger RNA, 2511 nt
Organism: Penicillium salamii
Lineage: Eukaryota; Fungi; Ascomycota; Eurotiomycetes; Eurotiales; Aspergillaceae
Source: the annotation of a GenBank genome assembly